CCCAUCCGCCGCCCCCCCGCCCCGAAAGAAGUGCAGUAGUUUGUGAAGCUCAAGAUGGCGGCGCGGCCGUGAGCGCAGGCGGCGGGCGGGCGGCGGCGCGGGCUGAGGGGGCGAGGCGGAGCGGCGCCGGCAGGGCGGAGGAAAAUCCCUCUGACUCGUCAGUCGGAAAGGAGAAUCGAGAAGUUCAAUCCCGGUGAGCCCAGAGGAGCCGGCGAGUUCCUGCCCGCUGUCACCGCUGGCGUUCCGGAGGACGGACUGACAGACUGACGGCAGGCAGCGAGCCAUGAAGUUCUGGCUCCAGAGUUAUCUCGCAUCCCGUGGCGUUGCGGUGCGGGGGCGAGCAUGAAGGAACAGUACAGUGAUGUGCAGCACUGGAAACCAUCACCAACUUCAAUAAACCAUGUAAUGGAGGCAGUUCUGGAUCUUUGAGAGGGCUCAGAGUAUCUGCAGUAGUGAUUAUUAUCUGGGGGAGAGGAGGGAAGAGAUGGGAGAAAAGAAUGGUAUUGAAGAAAAAUUUUAGCCCUGGCAGAGUUUAUCCUGAGGCCUGAAUUGGAGAUCUUCUACAGAAAAAAAAAGCUGUUCUGCUUUUUAAAAUUUGAAGCAGGAACUUCUGUCAUUCAGGAAAUAACUUCUACCUUCACUCAGUCUACAAAAUGAAUUUCUGUGUAUAAGGGGUGACUCACAUGACAGGCAGCUCCAGCAGAGCAGGGCAAAAGGUGCAGCCUCCAGCUUUCCUCAGCCAGUGGCUCCCAAACUGGGAUUGUCCUCUCCAGGGCGCUGAGCAGUGACGAGAGGGGUCACGUGUCUGGCACAGAGUGAGCUGGGAGCAGCGUGGGACAGCAGGGCGCCAGGUCCAGCAGUGCCUGUGAAAUGCUGUAACUGCAAACCUCCUGUUCCCUGUGCCACAGCCGAGAUGCUUGUUCUGAUCUGCUGACUCUUCAUUAACCCAUGGUGGUGGAUGUGGACUUUAAAACAGUGUGUCUCAACAUCUCAUCCUCAACUAUUUUUAAUCUGAUUGCACUACGAAAGAAAAGCUGCUAAUGGGAUAAAUGUUGAGACUUUACAAGAACUGACUUGAAGUACCGAAAGCCAUUAUUAUUGUUAUUUUAUUGUUACUAUUAUUAAUCAAGAAGAGCUUGAAGCUAAGUCUAUAUCUGACCAGUCGUUAUCAUUUUCACAAUUACAGUCAUGGCAAGUAAACGAAAAUCAACAACACCCUGCAUGGUCUUAGCCAAUGAGCAGGAUCCAGAUCUAGAAAUGGUGUCAGACUUGGAGGAAGGACCACCUGUGCUCACACCAGCAGAUAACCCUGCAGCAGAGGGUGUGACAAGUGAUGAGGAUGUUCAUGAGUAUGUGGAUUCAGACAAUAAGAAAAACACAAAUAAAGUAGAAGGUGGUUAUGAGUGUAAAUACUGUACUUUUCAGACUCCAGAUCUCAAUAUGUUUACCUUUCAUGUGGAUUCAGAACACCCCAACGUAGUAUUAAAUUCAUCCUACGUUUGUUUAGAAUGUAAUUUCCUUACCAAAAGAUAUGAUGCCCUCUCAGAACAUAAUUUGAAGCACCACCCUGGAGAGGAGAAUUUUAAAUUGACUAUGGUGAAACGUAAUAACCAGACAAUCUUUGAACAGACAGUAAAUGAUCUCACUUUUGAUGGGAGUUUUGUUAGAGAAGAAAAUGCUGGACAGGCUGACUCUUCUGAGGUCCCCUCAUCAGGGAUCUCCAUUAGCAAAACUCCUAUCAUGAAAAUGAUGAAAAGCAAACCCGAGGCUAAACGUAUUGCUGUUUUCCACAAUGUAGUUGAUGACAUUCCUGGUGAAGAAAAGGGAACUGAAAAUGAGCCAAACUCUGAAGAAGUAGUAGAAAACCCCCCACCGGUUGUUUCUGAAUCCAAACCAAGCCAUUCAGUUGUGUGCAGUGCAGCAGAUGUGGCUGGGGCAGUUGUGACCCCGGCACCAGUGCUUCAGCCUGGGGUGGCACAGGUUAUAACAGCUGUUACAGCUCCACAGAACUCAAACCUGAUUCCAAAAGUCCUAAUACCUGUAAAUAGCAUUCCAGCCUAUAACACUGCUUUGGAUAACAAUCCUCUUUUGCUUAACACCUACAACAAAUUCCCAUAUCCAACCAUGUCAGAAAUCACUGUUCUUUCCUCUCAAGCAAAGUACACGGAAGAGCAGAUUAAAAUAUGGUUUUCUGCUCAGCGUCUGAAACAUGGAGUGAGUUGGACGCCAGAGGAGGUGGAAGAAGCAAGGAGGAAACAAUUUAAUGGCACAGUGCAUACUGUGCCACAGACCAUUACCGUUAUUCCAGCACACAUUUCGGCCGCUAGCAAUGGUUUACCUUCCAUUUUACAGACAUGUCAAAUAGUUGGUCAGCCAGGACUUGUUCUCACUCAAGUUGCAGGUACAAAUACGUUACCAGUAACAGCCCCAAUAGCUUUGACUGUAGCAGGAGUCCCAAACCAAACACAGUUACAGAAGAGUCAGAUUCACAGUGCUCAGCCUAUUGCAGAAACCAAACAAGUUGCUGCCAUUCCAGCCCCUCAGCCUAUCAAAAAUGAAUCCACGCUGAUGAAUCCUGACUCCUUUGGCAUCCGAGCAAAAAAAACUAAGGAACAACUGGCAGAAUUGAAAGUCAGUUACCUUAAAAACCAAUUUCCUCAAGACUCAGAAAUUGUUAGACUUAUGAAAAUAACAGGUCUCACUAAAGGAGAGAUCAAAAAGUGGUUCAGUGAUACACGCUACAAUCAGAGAAACUCAAAGAAUAAUCAUGGGAUUCAUCUUAGCAGUGAUUCAUGUGCCACCAUUGUUAUUGAUUCAAGUGAUGAAAUGAAUGAAUCUCCAACAGGAGUCACUCCACAGAGCAAGCCAUCUUGGGGUACUUUUCCUGAUUUCACCCCACAGAAAUUCAAAGAGAAGACUUCUGAACAACUGCAAGUCCUCCAAGCAAGUUUUCUUAAUAACCCUGUCCUUACUGAAGAAGAGAUGAAUAGAUUAAGAGCCCAAACAAAACUGACCAGGAGAGAGAUUGAUGCCUGGUUUACAGAAAAAAGGAAAUCAAAUGUCUUGAAGGAAGAGGGAGCUGACAUGAAUGAAAGCAAUGCUGGCAGCUCAAAAGAGGAGUCUGGAGAAACAUCUGUGGGAGAUGGAGCAGCAGGAACAAAAUCAGGGUGUUGUACUUCAAGCAAAAUAGGCAAAAAAUCACCAGAGCAGUUGCACAUGCUCAAAAGUUCCUUUGUCCGUACUCAGUGGCCAUCUCCACAAGAAUACAACAAGCUGGCAGAAGAAACUGGACUUCCAAGAUCAGAAAUCGUGAGCUGGUUUGGAGAUACUCGCUAUGCCUGGAAAAAUGGUGGAUUGAAAUGGUAUUACUAUUACCAGAGUGCCAGUGCAAACAGCCUGAAUGGCCAAAGCUUUGCAAGGAAGAGAGGGAGAGGAAGACCAAAGGGGAGGGGGAGAGGGAGGCCUCGGGGGAGGCCUCGGGGAAGCAAGAGGUUAAAUUGCUGGGACAGAGGUGUAUCUGUCAUAAAAUUUAAAACUGGAACAGCAAUCCUGAAGGACUAUUAUAUGAAGCACAAAUUCCUUAAUGAGCAAGACCUUGAUGAACUGGUAGCCAAAUCUCACAUGGGAUAUGAGCAGGUCAGAGAAUGGUUUGCAGAAAGGCAAAGAAGAUUAGAACUUGGAAUAGAGCUGUUUGAUGAGAAUGAGGAGGAAGAUGAAAUGCUGGAUGAUCAGGAGGAUGAGGAAGAAACAGAUGAUAGUGAUACUUGGGAACCCCCUAGACAUGUUAAGCGUAAACUUUCAAAAACAGACUGAUGUACAAUUUGGAAUUUGGGGGCCAAAAACCUAUGAAUUAGGUUUGAUGUUAUGGUGAAGAGCCAAAUGAUUUUUCAUGGCCUUCAGUUUAGCAAGCAGCUGCUCAGCAUCUUCCUUCCACCUAAGAGUUACAUGGGCAAGAUGCUCCCCGUGCAGGCAAGAACUGUUUGCUUUGUUGCUACAAGAGAUGAACAUCCUCAGGCCUGGCCUGGGACCAGGGGUUACAAACCAGAUCAAGUUCAGCUCCUCCUUUUCCACACUACCGAUGGGAAGGUUCAUGUUCAUCAUACACCUGACUGCUUCUCAAUAUUUAAUUGCCUUAUGUUGUUUAAUUCCAAAAAAAAUCACAGACACUUUUUUUUGUUGUUGUUAUUGCUGUAAGAGAACAUUGCCUGCUUGCGAAGGAGGAAAACACAAAAACAUUAGAUGUCUUUUUGCAAACAUCACUUCAUCUGAAAGGUUUCAAGGCCUGGGUUUAUUUCUUAAGGAAAGCAUUGAAAACAAAACAGAAGGGGAAAAGUGUGACAAAAGGAAUCAAUGAACCUAGGGCUGCCCAGUGUGGUGAAGGGGAAGCAAUUCUUGAAAAAUUCCAAGAUAACUGGUUAACUGUGAAUGGGCCUAAUCUUUCGUGAAACCAAGAAAAUUUUUGGACACACACAGGACUUGAAUACUCAAAAGGAUUGGAACUUAGUGUUGUGCCAAAGUUAAACUACUGCAGUUGGCAGUUCUGCACUGUAAAUAGAAGACUGAUUAAAAGACAGCUUGUAAAAAAAAAAUCAAAUUUUAAUACAGUACGUUUUUAUUCUGAUACAUGAUGGAAACAUUCUGUUUUAAACCUUUUUUGAAGAGGCUUCAGUGACCACUAGAUUUUGUCCUCUUAUAUUUUGUUUGGCCUAAUAUUAUAUGUUUUAGUAAGAUGGGCUUUAUUGCCUGUGUUCUUUGAUAUGUGAUUAAGCUUAUAGCUUUGAGUGACCAAACAUUUUACAGAGUAAAAGUUCUUAGAAACAGUAUAAUGUAACUGAUAUUUCUGUGUCUUAUUUAUCAGGCUCUGCACAAACUUGGAAAGUUGUGCUGGACUUGUACAACUCGUAUAUGGGAACGCAGCAUACUUCUGGAUAUUACCAACCUAAGCCUUUGUGGCUGUAUGGAUCUUGUCUUUGGAUUUAUUUUUGUUAUUUUUUUGAGGCAAAGAAACGAAUGGAUGCUGCUGUAAAAUAUUUGUAAUAUUGCCAUUAUUUCUUUCUGUAGCAAUUAUUGCUUUUGCUUCAACAGAUAAAGAAAAUAAAUCAGAGAUAGAAAAAUCCUAAAGACGCUGGUAGAAGAAAGGAUCAUGUGAGAACUUCUGAAAAUAAACUUUGUACCAAAAAUUUGAAAACAGAAAUAAUGGAAUAAAUGUCUCCUUACUGAG
Serinus canaria (Common canary) is the source of this 5221-nucleotide messenger RNA. RefSeq names its product zinc fingers and homeoboxes 1 (gene ZHX1). Lineage: Eukaryota; Metazoa; Chordata; Aves; Passeriformes; Fringillidae. The coding region runs from base 1189 to 3813 and encodes 874 amino acids. Gene Ontology annotation, molecular function: DNA-binding transcription factor activity, RNA polymerase II-specific; DNA binding. Gene Ontology annotation, biological process: regulation of transcription by RNA polymerase II. The transcript is spliced from 9 exons. The record is from RefSeq and is a predicted model, not a curated record. Gene Ontology annotation, cellular component: nucleus.